UUUUUUUUUUUUUUUUGUUGUGACUUUUUUUUUGUUUUCUUUUUUUUCCUUUUAAUCGUAGAGGUGAGAACAUAAAAGCAGGAUUUCUGCUGAUCUUUUCCCGACCUUAUGGGAUGAUGGAAAUGCCAAUACCAGAAACGGACGAGUUUAUCAGUCGUGAUAUCCAACGCAUUGCACAUGAAGGCCUUAAGGAAUGGGAGGAUGCUAGAGAUAACGGAUACACUUUUGAUAUCCUUUCGGUUGCAAAAUCUUUCACGGAUGAGAUGUUUACGAUGAUGAAUCAACUCAUUCCCAUGAACCCAGAUCUGCACAAGAAAGAAGAAGGAGAAGACAUAUCUUCUCAAAUGCACAAGUUACAUUUACACGACAACCAGACAACCAUGCUUGGUGUGGCCGGACCAGCAGCUGUAGCCUUUAACGGUGGAGAGAUUAAUAAGGACAACUGAUUCAAGGACUCUCCCAAGUUGACCAUAUAUAUAUAUGGUUGCUCUACCGUAUGUUCUGUGUACUGUGAAAUUAAAUUGGCGUAUUUGCUUAUUAUAACACAUAAAUAAUUAAGGUUCUUUUGAAUGAGAGUAUUAUGUCCGUGAAAGACACUUUUUGUAUUAGUGAAUCACACAUAUGGGGGACAACAUAAAAUAUUUUCAGGUUCCAAAUUUAGUUACGGAAAGGCAUU
Messenger RNA from Brassica oleracea var. oleracea, 676 nucleotides. RefSeq lists its product as uncharacterized. The record is from RefSeq and is a predicted model, not a curated record. The coding region runs from base 114 to 446 and encodes 110 amino acids. The transcript is spliced from 3 exons. Lineage: Eukaryota; Viridiplantae; Streptophyta; Magnoliopsida; Brassicales; Brassicaceae.